This is a messenger RNA of Fundulus heteroclitus (mummichog), 1766 nucleotides long. It is a transcript of the gene thumpd1, whose product is annotated as THUMP domain containing 1. Gene Ontology annotation, biological process: tRNA modification. Lineage: Eukaryota; Metazoa; Chordata; Actinopteri; Cyprinodontiformes; Fundulidae. The record is from RefSeq and is a predicted model, not a curated record. The transcript has 5 exons. Bases 322 to 1368 code for a protein of 348 amino acids. Gene Ontology annotation, molecular function: RNA binding.
AGGGCAACCAGCAAAACGCGCAAUGUUGUGACUCGGUCCAGCUAGUUUACGGGUUUAAUCUGAGCACGUGUGACGCCGGAAACCCGCUCCUGUCCGGUCCAUUUUCACUCCGAAGCCCCACAGAUCCCGGAAAGCCGAGGCCAGGCUGGUCUGCGGAGCUUCAAAAGCCGCAGGAGGAGGAGAAGAAGAAGAAGAAGAAGCGGAACCCCCCCCACUGACGGCAGCCCGGUCGGUCGGUGGAGAUCCCGGAGACAUAAAACAACAACAACAACUACUGCACACUCCUACCUGGCGUCUGCUGGAAACCCCGCCGUCGGUAACAUGUCAGCCGCGCAGAACGAGUCCAGGAAGCGGGGCAAGAAGCGCUAUGUGUCCGGCCAGCAGGGCAAGCGGUGGAAGGGCUCCCGGGAGCUGGAGGUGGGCAUGCAGGGGAUCCUCAUCACCUGCAACAUGAACGAGAGAAAGUGCACCGCGGAGGCCUUCAACCUGCUCAACGACUACGCGGACAAGCUCUACGGACCGGAGAAGCUUCACGACAACAAAGGGAACAACAGCAGCAGUGAGGAAGACGAGGCCGAAGAAGAAGAAGAUGUGGAUGUCGCGCUGAAGAAGGAGGUUGCGCAGCUUCAGUCGUCCAGACGCAAACAGGAGAGGCGCUUCCAGGCCCUGGACAGUGGCGCCAACAACGUCAUCUUCAUCAAAACUCACAACCUGGAGCCCGACAAAUUGAUUCAUCACAUUCUGUCCGACCUCCACACCACCAAGAAGAAGAAGUCUCGAGUGAUCCUUCGGAUGCUACCAGUAACUGGAACAUGCAAGGCUUUCCAGGAAGAUAUGUUGAAAUAUCUCACCACAUUCUUGGAGCCCUGGUUCAAAACUCCAAACAGCGCAACUUACCAGAUCGCCUUCAAGGCUCGAAACAGCAGCCAUAACAAGAGGGAGGAAAUCAUCAAGUCUAUCGCAAGUCUCGUUGGGAAGCUGAACCCUAAAAACAAGGUGGACCUGACGAACCCCGAGCUGACGAUAAUCGUGGAGGUCAUCAAGUCGGUGUGCUGCGUCAGCGUGGCCAGAGACUAUACGCUGUACAGAAAGUACAACGUCCAGGAAGUGGUGAAGGAAGACGCCCCCAAAGCUGACGCCGCCAAAACGAGAACCGAGCCAAACGCAGCCGAGCAGAAAGAUGAGCACAACGGAGGGGAGGCGGAGGAGAAGAAAGUGGCAGCAGAGGAGAAGGAGGAGGAGGAGAAGAAGAAAGUGGCAGCAGAGGAGGAAGAGGAGGAGAAGAAAGUGGCAGCAGAGGAGGAGGAGGAGAAAAAUGAAGCGGAGAAUGAGGAGGGGGUUAAUGAGGGUGAAGGUGGUGGAGAAUAAGAGCUCAAAUUCAGAGAAAUCAGUCAGUUUAUGUUUUAGUGUGAAUCUUUUUUUAACUGUUAACACAUUUGUCAUAACACCCUGGUUGUUAAUAGUCUAAAGGGUAGUAAUUUAAUUUAAUUUUUAUUUUAUUUUUUAAAAAUACGAAGAGAAGUUACAGGCUUGUAACCAACUUCACUGAUGGGAGAGGGUGUAAGCGAAAUGUUGAUGUUUUUUUUGUUGAAUUUAAAUUUCAUUAUCUAAUUUAGAUCUUUUUACUGAAAUUAUUACAAGUCCGGCCAGAUAACAUGUUAACAGUGAAAAGAAAGCUAUUGGGGAGAUUACAUGAACUUCCUGUCUGCUCUUUGUAGUUCUUUCUUAACAAUUCUCAAAUUAAAGCUCUCCGUGUGUUUGACUGA